CGGAAACCAUAGGGCACUGGCUUUUGAGAAAAUUCCCAGCAAUCCCGCAAAAUGGCCGGGGAGUCGGAACAAAAACAGUUUGAGUCUCUUUUGCAGACUCUUAUGAACCCAGACAAUGAAACAAGAACUAAAACAGAGGAAACAUAUGAUCAGAUUCCUAUGCCACAGAAGAUCACAUUUCUUGUGACAUCAUUGAGAAGUGCCGACAAUGCUAUUGAGAUCCGCACCCUAGCCGCAGUGUUGUUGAGACGCCUGUUUACUAAUGAGUUCAGUGAAUGGUGGCCAAAGAUUCCUGCCGAGUUGCAGGCUGGCUUGAAGAAAGAGUUGAUGAGCGCUAUACAGGAGGAACUCACACCUCCUAUUAAGAGAAAAGUCUGCGAUGCUACUGCUGAACUCGCUAGAAACCUUAUUGAUGAGGAUAAUGUACAACAGUGGGGCGAGUUUCUCAAGUUCAUGUUUGAAUGUGCUAAUUCAGAGGAUCCUAGUCUUAAAGAAAGUGCCCUCCACAUCUUCAGCGUUGUGCCAGGGAUAUUUGGCAGUCAGCAGGCCCACUAUAUGGAGGUUAUACGGCAGAUGUUGGUACAGAGUCUCGCCCUCCAGGACCACCAUGCUGUGUGUAGUGAGGCGGUCAAGGCGACCACCGCGUUCCUCGUCAGUAACGAGGGUGAGGGAGCUAUUGUACACCACCUGAAGGAUCUGCUGCCUGCUAUGAUACAGGCAAUCUCCGUGAGUGUUGAACAACAAGACGAUGACGCCCUGCUGAAAUGCCUAAUAGAUAUAGCAGAAAAUGUGCCCAAGUUUUUGCGACCCCAGGUGGAAAAUGUCAUCACCUUCUGUAUGAAGGUGAUGUCAGACACAAAUCUCCCAGACACGUGGAGACAGCUGGGACUGGAGGCGAUUGUUACUCUGUCUGAGAGUGCUCCGGGGAUGGUCCGCAAAUGUUCCAAACUUCUCCCUAUGCUGGUACCCCAGAUCCUUGCUAUGAUGGUGGAUUUAGAUGAAGAAGAGGAUUGGGCUGUGCAGGAUGAAAUGGAAAAUGAGGAUGAGGACAGUAACAACGUGGCUGGUGAGAGUGCUCUAGACCGACUGUGCUGUGCCCUGACAGGGGUCACCAUGUUACAACACAUCCUCGCAAAUAUACCACAGAUGCUCGCAAACACUGACUGGCGCUACCGGCAUGCGGCGCUUAUGGCGAUAUCAGCGUGUGGCGAGGGGUGUCAACAACAGAUGGAACAGAUCCUCGGCAGCAUCCUAGACGGCAUUCUGCCCUUCCUGAGAGAUCCGCAUCCACGAGUGAGAUACGCAGCGUGUAACGCCAUUGGACAACUGUCAACAGAUUUCGGACCCAACUUUCAGAAGAAAUUUCACAAUAAAGUUGUCAUUGAGGUGUUAUCGGUUAUGGACGACGACAAUAACCCUCGUGUACAGACGCACGGAGCUGCUGCCUUGGUCAACUUCAGUGAGGACUGCCCAAAGUCUAUCCUCAUCCUAUACAUAGAUGCAAUCAUGGAGAAACUGGAGAAGGUCCUUUCUAACAAGAUGAAAGAGUUGAUGGAGAAAGGCACCAAGAUGGUUCUGGAGCAGAUGGUCACCACACUGGCCUCUGUAGCUGACACAGCUGAGGAGAAGUUCAUCUCCUUCUACGAUAGGUUUAUGCCAUGUUUGAAGUACAUAGUUCAACAUGCUGACAACACAGAAUACAAACUGUUGAGAGGGAAGACGAUCGAAUGUAUCAGCCUUAUAGGCCUGGCAGUCGGCAGGGACAAGUUCAUGAACGACUGCAGUGAUGUGAUGCAGUUGUUGUUGAAGACGCAGACCGACAUGACGGAUAUAGCAGACGAUGACCCACAGAUAUCGUAUAUGAUAGCUGCAUGGGCCCGUAUGUGUAAGAUCCUUGGGAAGGAUUUCGAACAAUACCUGCCGCUGGUGAUGGGGCCAGUGAUGAAGGCUGCCUCUCUCAAACCUGAGGUCGCCUUGUUGGACAGUGAGGAUGUAUCGGAGGUUGAAAAUGAUACAGACUGGCAGUUCGUCACACUCGGAGAUGCUCAAAGUUUUGGCAUCAAGACUGCUGGCCUGGAGGAGAAAUCUACAGCUUGUCAGAUGCUGGUGUGUUAUGCUCGUGAAUUGAAGGAAGGGUUCGCUAACUACACACAGGAAGUUGUCAACCUGAUGGUGCCGCUACUCAAGUUUUACUUUCACGAUGAGGUGAGAACGUCGGCUGCAGAAAGUCUUCCGUACCUUAUCGAGUGUGCCCGGAUACGGGGAGAGUCGUAUCUGGCUGAGAUGUGGAACUAUAUCUGUCCAAACCUUCUCAAAGCUAUUGAACUGGAACCAGAAAUCUCCGUACUACCAGAACUCAUGGGAUCGCUGGCCAAGUGUGUAGAGAUACUUGGAAAGGGGUGCCUGACAGCCGAAACCAUGCAACAGACUCUUGCUGUGCUAGAUAAAUACCUCAAACAACACUUUGAGAGACAGCAUGAGAGACAAGAGAAGCGGAAAGAUGAAGACUAUGAUGAGGUGACAGAGGAACAGCUCUUGGAAGAGGAUGACGAAGAUGUUUACAUACUGAGCAAAGUAUCGGACCUCGUUCACUCCCUGUAUGGUACACACAAGGAGGAAUUCAAUGUGCAUUUCGAAACACUCCUGCCACACUUUGUGAAACUCAUCGGUCCCGAGCGACCGUGGCCAGAUCGUCAGUGGGGACUGUGCAUAUUUGACGACACUCUUGAACAUGCCGGCCACAGUUCAAUCAAGUACCAGGAGUUUUUCCUGGAGCGUAUGGUACAAUCUGUCUGUGAUAAACAAGCUGAGGUUCGACAGGCCGCAGCGUUUGGAAUCGGGGUUAUGGCCAUGUUUGGAGGAGAGGCCUACAAGAAAGUAUACCCAGAGGUGAUGCCAAUAUUACUGCAGGUGAUUAACGCUCCAGAUUCCCGUUCUGUGGAGAACGCCAGCCCGACAGAAAACGCCAUUGCUGCGGUAACCAAGAUCUGCAAGUAUCACCCAGACACUGUGAACAUAACAGAAUUACUCCCCAUGUGGUUGUCAUGGUUACCGGUAACCGAGGAUACUGACGAGGCUGUGCACAUAUACAACUACCUCUGUGAUUUGAUAGACAGUGGAAACCCGCUGAUCCUCGGUGAGGCGAACCGAAACCUGCCCAUCUUGAUACAGAUUAACGCACAGGCCCUUGCAUCUAACGUACUGGAGAACGAUGAGGAAGUGAAAAACCGCGUUCUGCAGAUCACAAGAGUCGCAUUGAAUGACCAAAGUAUUAGAGAGGCCUGCCUGAGCAUAUUGACAGAAGAGCAGAAACAGGCAAUAGAAAACGAACUCUCUAAACCUGCCGCUGCGCAAUAACACAAGCUCAUGAUUCUAGCAAAUAAACUUUAACACACACAUUCGUGAAAACAUACGCCAGUGGUCAAAAUUAGCACGAGUCCGCAAGCUCUGUAUUGGUAAAAUGCUUUCAGGGCUUGCUCAAGUUCUUGUUUUUAAUAGCAGGGCUUGUUGAAUGUUUUGAAACCAAGCACUAGUGUUAUGCUUAGUUAUCCCCAAGUCUUAUUUCGAUGACUGGUGUGCAGUUAUAGAAGUUUGAAGAUUUCAAGUAGCCUGCAGCAUUACCAAGAAUUUCCCCUGUGAUCUGAGUAGAUGCCAGGGCUGCAUGGGGAAAAUGAAAAGGUCUUUGAGAAUGAUAAGAACUAUUUUUGAUCUUGUGAUAAGUAAAUGUAAGAAUGAAUUGUACAAAGUCAUAGUAAAAAAAAUAUUACCAAAUUUUUUAUUUAUAAUGCGCUAGGAUAGAUAUUGAUAAAAAUCAUGUAGAUGGAAAAUAUCUGCAUUCUGUGUGGAGUAAUAUUUGGUACAGGAAAGUUUUGAGCUUGCAGAAAGCUACAGUAACUGAUUUUUCAUGUAGUUCAACCUCUUAUAGUGACUAAAGUAACAAAAUAAUCACAUGGCAAUUCUAAUUAAUCCUGUAAUAAGUUUGAAAAGAAAUUAAAACAAGCCAUGAAUUAUUACACAACUCUAAUUGUCUCAAGGUGACCACAAUCCUUAAGGAAUAAGUAUUAGAUUGUAAUAUGGUGUGGGCUUUCAUCUUUCAUAUGUGAUGCGAUAAUAAUGACCUUGAAGUUUGAAUAUGCAUUUAUUUUAGAUGGUUUUAUGUGCAAGCGGAGUGUUGCAAUGGUGUUCGUCUUUUUCAUGCAUUUUCCAAAGCUAUCACAUAUCAUUAAGUCUGGGGGGGGGGGGGUCAUCAAAUAAUGAAAGAGUAGUUCAGAAGUUACCAAGAUUCAUAUGCACUAUGUUGUAAAUUAAGUUACGUUAUAGAUGUUGUAUGGUGUACAGGACACAACUAUAUUUUCUGGCUGUUGUAAUUUAAUUAUAGAUAUUUAAUUGUUUGAAUGUGUUUCAGGAAAAUGUAAUAACACUUAAUCUAAUGAUUCCAAGUUUGUUUUUUCUUAGAAUAAUGAUCAGAUGCUCAUUUAAUUAAUGUACAAAAUUGUUGAAUACCUUCAGAUCUAAGCGACGUUACGUCAGUUGUUUCAGAUUGAAACUGUUAUUGCUGUAUGUUGUGUCAUACAUAAGAUACAGUAAGUUUGGGCUGCAGGGGUUCUUAAGUUCAAGAUUGAAUCUGAAAUCAGGAUUGACGGCUUUUAACUUCAGACUAUUUUGUACAGUGUUAAAGAUUGUUUUCUGUUUGGACAAUUGCUUCAAAAACAGGAGGAAUUACCUUGAAACAAAUAUAUUUAAUGCCUUUGGAAACAGUUUCAGAAGUGAUCUAAUCCCCUUGGCCUUGCUUUGGGAAUACAUUUAGGAUCUAGCUAUUUUUCUGUAUUGACAAUUAUCAGCUUUUAGAACCCCUGGUGUUAAUUUAUUUUCCUCUGUGAGUGUGGUACCGGUAUAAACUUGCAUUAGACACUGUAUUAUACCUAUCAUUACAUUUGCACCAUUCUCAUUACUAUGCAAUUCCUUCCAUUUGUUAGGCGUCUUGUUGGUUUUUAUGCCCCCGAAGGUGGGCAUAUUAAAAUCGCACCGUCCGUCCGUCCGGCUCUGUAACUUUCCCUUGUAUGGACAGAUUUUAAAUUAACUUGCCACAUAUGUUCCACAUACCAAGACGACGUGUCGCGUGCAAGACCGUGUCCCUAUCUCAAAGGUCAAGGUCACACUUAGUGUUUAUUCACAAUGGAGUGCUGCAUAUAAGGACAUAGAGUUUAGGUUGUCGUGUCCGGGCUAUAACUUUCUCUUGUAUGGACAGAUUUUAAAAUAACUUGCCACAUGUGUUCCACAUACCAAGACGACGUGUCGCAUGCAAGGCCCGUGUUCCUACCUUAAAGGUCAAGGUCACACUAAGUGUUUAUUCACAAUGGAGUGCUGCAUAUAAGGACUUAGAGUAUAGGUUGUCGUGUCCGGGCUGUAACUUUCCCUUGUAUGGACAGAUUUUAAAAUAACUUGCCACAUGUGUUCCACAUACCAAGAUAAUGUGUCGCGUGCAAGACCCGUGUCCCUACCUCAAAGGUCGAGGUCACACUUAGUGUUUAUUCACAAUGGAGUGCUGCAUAUAAGGACAUAGAGUAUAGGUUGUAGUGAUCGGGCUGUAACUUUCCCUUGUAUGGACAGAUUUUAAAAUAACUUGCCACAUGUGUUCCACAUACCAAGAUGACCUGUCACGUGCAAGACCCGUUUCCCUACCUCAAAGGUCAAGGUCACGCUUAGUGUUUAUUCACAAUGGAGUGCUGCAUAUAAGGACAUAGAGUAUAUGUUGUCGUGUCCGGGCUGUUACUUUCCCUUGUAUGGACAGAUUUUAAAGUCACUUGCUACAUGUGUUCCACAUACCAAGAUGACGUGUCAUGUGCAAGACCCAUGUCCCUACCUCUAAGGUGAAAGAUACACUUAGUGUUUAUUCACAAGAGAAUUCUGAAUAUAAGGACAUAACAGUGUAGGUUGUCAAGUAUGGGUGGUAUUUUUUUAUGUUCAGAGGCAAUUUAAAAUAACUUGCCAUAUGUAUUUGACACGUAAAGGCAAGAUCAACUUUUCAUGUACUGACCUUGUUCAUAGGUCAAUGUCACAUUCGGGGGCAUUCGUCACAUACUGUGACAGCUCUUGUUCAUCUUGUUUUUCCAAGCCUUAAGUGCUCUUUUUAUUUGUUGAAAGACUUUGCUUAUAGUCAUUAUUAAAUUAUAGGUUGUUAUGAUCCCCUGUGUGUCAGUGAGUUGAGAGUGUAUUGUUGACUUUUAGUUAUACAAUCAUUUUGAAAUUAUUUAAACAAAUCUCUGAGUAUAAUAUGUUCCUGUAUAAAGUAUAAAUAUAAAUUAGUCAUUUUAAAACAAUUUUGACGAAAUUUUUGAAGAAGUGAUCCUAAUGUUGUAGUGGAAUUCAAUAUUCAUUAAGAGAAGAAAUAAAGGUUUCUUAAAGUAUUAAACAAGUAAUUGUCUGGAAAAAAAUUAAUGUACAAGGUUAACAAAAUAUAUAAUUUGAUCCAAUUUGAUUCAAAGGUUCCAUUCAAGAUAUGUUUGAAAGAAAUAAUUUUAUUUAAUAAAGCAAGCAAUAAAUGCAUAUUGUUGCCACUAGUGAAAAUAUCAAUUUUGGUUCUUUCUCAGAUGAAAUGGAAUCCAUUUUUAAUAAAAAUGACAUGGUGUUUAAUUUAAAGACCUUUUUCCUUUAGGAUGUGGUAUCAUUUUUGAAAAAUAAAUAAUGAGGGCAUCAAUUUUUGGUCCCAGCCGUGUGUGCACUGACAAUAGUUUUGACAAUGCCUACCAAAAUUACCUCAAAUUUUUGUUGUCUCAAAAAAGUAAUUGUUACAAAAAAUGUAAUUUCACUGUUUUCAAAUUAUUAUUUUGAUUAACCACUGGCAAACACUGAAAUGUUUUUGAAUACCAUUCCAUACCAGAUGGUUGUUAACUAGAUAAAUUGUUUUGUCAACAUUUGACUGUUACAAUAUUCAUGUAAUUACUUGUUUCAGAUCAAAUCCCAUUAACUCAAUAUUGUUGCUUAAUCAUGCAUGGUUUGUUUUUGAAAUGCUUGUAUAAAUAUCAAUACCAUAUUAAAAUGGCUAAAUAACUAA
Messenger RNA from Mya arenaria, 7054 nucleotides. Its product is annotated as importin-5-like. NCBI's taxonomy places the organism in Eukaryota, Metazoa, Mollusca, Bivalvia, Myida, Myidae. Gene Ontology annotation, molecular function: nuclear import signal receptor activity. The record is from RefSeq and is a predicted model, not a curated record. The coding region runs from base 52 to 3357 and encodes 1101 amino acids. Gene Ontology annotation, biological process: protein import into nucleus. Gene Ontology annotation, cellular component: nucleus; cytoplasm. The transcript is spliced from 27 exons.